Messenger RNA from Gasterosteus aculeatus aculeatus (three-spined stickleback), 1355 nucleotides. NCBI's taxonomy places the organism in Eukaryota, Metazoa, Chordata, Actinopteri, Perciformes, Gasterosteidae. The record is from RefSeq and is a predicted model, not a curated record.
GGUGCUGUUUAUCCGACACAUCGAUUUGCCCCAUUUCUCUUCUUCUUACACUCACUGUUUAACUUCCUUUAUGGUCACGAUGACAGUUCACUCCCCCAAUGACAUUUGUCUCUGCUCCACUCCAUAAAUACCCAGAGAUGGUUUCCUCCGUCAGUCGCUGUCUGCAGGUGUCUGUGCAGGACGAUGAGGAUGAAGAUGAUGAUGGCAGUGACGGUGCUGUGGGUGGUGCUCCUCCCGUACGGCGUCUCUGGAGGAAACUUGAUGGUAAAGUACAAGCUGGUUUGUUUCACUGUAACAUUUGCUGAUGGGUCAAUGUAUUCUCUUCCACUGGACAUGGCCCCGAACUCUGUGGACGACAUGUACGAAGGCUGCGCCGCUGAAAUGGAAAAGAAGGCCGUAGAAUUCCUAAAGAAAGAGCGGAACGACAACAAGGUGUUUAAUCAGAUCUGGGAGGAACUGAAGGCAAAUCAACCAACCAAAGUCUUAAGCAAAGAAGAGAUUACGGCUCUUAGUGUUUACACCUCAGAUACAACGUAUCCUGGUUUUAAUAAGGCCACCAGAGAGCAGGGACCCAAGUACAAGACCGCAUUCAAGUACCACGCGCUGCACUUUUAUCUGACCAGAGCCGUGCAAAAACUUAAUGCUCUACAGAAGGAGUGUUACAACGUCUACCGCAGGACGAACGUGUUCUUCCGCCAAGACGUCCUCAACAAGGAGGUUCGCUUCAGCUCCUUUGCCUCCUCCUCGCUGAGAGACGACCUCACAGAUUUUGGAGACAAGUCGUGCUUUGAAAUCUACACGUGCAUGGGAGCAGACGUCAUGGAACACUCUGAAUUUGAGAACGAAGCGGAGGUGCUGAUUCCUCCUUACGAGGUCUUUAAGGUAACAGAGAUAACGAAGAGAUCAGAGCAGCCUCAGUCCGGUCUCCGGUGUGAUGUGGUCUACAAGCUGAAGAGCACAAAAAAAACUAAAUCCAAUUUGAAUUGUGCUCUUAUUCAAAAGAAGCGCUGCAAGUUUCCUUGGUGCGGUUGACAAAUCAUGCAACGUUUGAAAUUUAGGAUGCAACGAUUCUCUGCAGAUGAUCUUUAACCAGAAAUGAUCGUUAUUUAAAAUGCAUUUGUUCAUUCAUACAUUUGAAUAAAUCCACAUAUUGUGUAAAGAGUGUUUAUGGAAGAAAAAUGAAUCCUUCAAAUUUUAUUCAAAUAUCUAAAUGAAUAUCAAGAUGUUUUAACUUGUCUGUAUCUUCUAAUACUUCUCACAUCAUCAGUGUUUAAAUUGGAUGCAUAAUCUGUCCUAAAGAGUCGCUGGCUAGAAAACUGUCAGAAGGAAUAAAUAAACAUCCUGGUGUUUCUGCA